CUCCCAGACUUGUUGCUGAGAAACCUUUUUGCACCUGUUUGUUAAUAGUGAAAUGGAUUUUCCAGAUUAUCUGUUAUCCAAAGGUGAAUGAAGCAAUCCUUUCCAAGAUGCCUGGAAUAUCACCCGUUCUAUCGACACCAGUAGCAGGUUCGAGGGUUUUUGUUGGAGAACACAGAAACGGCCUGUCAAAACAUAUCUUCCGAAGUUACGCUUGUGCUUUCCUGGAGGAUGAGACUGAUGAUGAGGGUUGCUCCAUAAAUCCUGUGACAGGCUCCCCGCUCACAUGUCGCCGGAGCCCGCGCCUGCUUUCUAAUGGCUAUUACAUUUUGACAGAAGACAGUUUUCUCUCUGAUGAAGAAGGCAACAUGACAUUGACACCAUCACAGACAAGUGUUACAUAUAAGGAAAAUUUGGUUCGCAUAUUCAGACGGAGGAAGAAAAUCCAUCGCUCUCUUGCCAGUUUGUUCAGUCUCAGUGCCUCUAAUUCGUGGCUCAGCAGUACAGGCCUCAGCAAUGUGGACUCUUCCCAUGGAGAURAUUCUUGGGCUGAUGGAUGCAGUAAACUAGAAGUCAGUCAGACUAAUAUUGGUGAUUCAGAUCUUUCUGAAUGUAAGGGUCCUGUAUCACAAAGACAAGAUGCAGCAGCACUAGGCAAUGGAGCCUCUCUCAGCAAAGACAAGGGGUUCAUUCAACCGAGGAAACUACUCUGUGCCUCAUUGUCCUGCCCCCUAUUUGUGACAGAUGACAACGAGGAGACUUUGAGCAGUGCAGAACCUAAGGCUGUGCAAAAUAUCCUCUCUCAAAUGGCGAUAGUGAUCAUGUGUUUAAUCAUUUCAACAUCUAUAAGAUAUUUUCUGGGAGAUUUCUCUGUGACUUUGUUGCUGAUAAUUUUGUUUUUUCUUUUGUCCCAAGAUACUGCUGUGCCAUCUUUUGCCGGUCUUGUCACAUCUUUCAAAACAACUCAGUCUGGUAAUUGGAAAGACAGAAGAAUUGUCACUGAAGAUCUUGUUAGAAGACGUGCAGAACAUAACAACUGUGAGCUAUUUUCACUGGAAGAAAUCUCUUUACAUCAGCAGGAAAUAGAAAAGCUGGAAUACCUAGACAAAUGGUGUCGAGAUUUAAAAAUUCUCUAUCUUCAAAAUAAUCUCAUUCCAAAAAUUGAAAAUGUGGGCAGGCUAAAGAAGCUCGAGUAUUUAAAUAUUGCUUUGAACAACAUUGAAAGAAUUGAAAAUCUGGAAGGCUGUGAAGAGCUGAAGAAACUUGACCUGACAGCAAAUUUUAUUGGUGAACUCUCCAGUAUUGAAGUUCUAAAAUAUAACAUACAUCUGAAGGAACUGUUUCUAGUGGGGAACCCAUGUACUGAUUUUGAAGGUUAUAGACAAUUUGUGGUGGCAACUCUUCACCAACUGGAAUCUUUGGAUAGCAAGGAGAUAGAGCGCUCUGAGAGGACUCGAGCACUUCAAGACUAUCCAGAAGUGAAGAAGAAAAUCAGAGAACAGGAAAAAGCUUACCUUCUUAAAAGAGCCAGAGAGAAAGAAGAUGCUCAAAGAAGGAUGCAAGAAAGGAAGGAGAAGAAAGAAAAUCAAAUGCAAUCUAAGUUUGGAAUUGACAGCCCAGGCUCCCUAUGUGACAGUGAAAACCAUCAAACAGAAAGAGAGCAACAAACAUGGGAAGAAAAUGAUGAUGAAGAAGACAGAAGAUUCUGGGAGGAGCCCACACCAUAUACUCCAGAAUCUAGAUUGGAAGCUCACAGAUAUAUUGAAGAAAGGAGAGCUAAAGAUAGUAAAAGGGAGUCAAAGAAGAAAGAGAAGCCACUUCGGACUUUGAUCACCGCAGAUGGAAAAGCUCUGAAUGUAAAUGAGCCUAAGCUUUAUUUCACUUUGGAAGAUGAUGAAGAAAACAACCAAUUCAUCUUGGAUCUUGCGGUUUACAGACAUCUGGACACUUCUCUGCUUGAUGUUGAUGUCCAGACAACUUACGUACGAGUACAGGUGAAGGGAAAGCUGUUUCAGCUUGUGCUCCCUGAGGAAGUGAAACCGGACAGCAGCUCUGCUAAAAGAUCACAGACAACUGGGCAUUUAGUCGUCAGCAUGCCAAAGGCUAAUGGAAUAAUCCUGGCUAGGCAAAAAGUGUCAACUUCAAUCAAAACGUCUGACAGUACAGCGCAAAAAAAUACAAGAAGCGAUGGCAUUCAUACCAGAACAAGCUAUAGUAACAGAAGUGGACAAGUUGAGAAAUUAGAAGUGGAUCCUAGUAGAUACUCAUUCCCUGAUGUGACAAAGAUAAUCCAAGAGAAGGAACGAAUUGGACAGGGACCUAUUAGUUUUCAACCAAGAAAGAUUACAGAGAAUAAGAAGAGUUAUGUUGAUGUUGAAAAUGAUGAAGAUGUUCCACCCUUAAUUUGAAAUGUUC
This is a messenger RNA of Nothoprocta perdicaria, 2412 nucleotides long. It is a transcript of the gene DNAAF11, whose product is annotated as leucine rich repeat containing 6. Gene Ontology annotation, cellular component: cytoplasm. The record is from RefSeq and is a predicted model, not a curated record. Bases 108 to 2405 code for a protein of 765 amino acids. Gene Ontology annotation, molecular function: protein binding. Gene Ontology annotation, biological process: outer dynein arm assembly. The transcript is spliced from 22 exons. Lineage: Eukaryota; Metazoa; Chordata; Aves; Tinamiformes; Tinamidae.